Messenger RNA from Chelonia mydas (Green sea turtle), 2337 nucleotides. Its product is annotated as serine/arginine-rich splicing factor 5. The record is from RefSeq and is a predicted model, not a curated record. Bases 308 to 1075 code for a protein of 255 amino acids. The transcript is spliced from 8 exons. Lineage: Eukaryota; Metazoa; Chordata; Testudines; Cheloniidae. Gene Ontology annotation, molecular function: mRNA binding. Gene Ontology annotation, cellular component: ribonucleoprotein complex; cytoplasm; nucleus.
AGCAGAGGGAGCUCCCAGGCUCCAGCGCUCAGCUCCUCUUCGCCUCGGUCCUACAACUCCCAGCGUGCAGUGCGCCGGCCGUUCCGCAGCGGCACGUCCAGGCGGCUGUGGGGGCGGGGCAAUCCGGCGCGUUGCGUACUGGGAGGUGUAGUCUGGCGGAGGCGCGCCAAUAGCAGGGUUCUGUGGUUGCCUCCUUCCUCUCGGGACUGGCGCCGCCAUAUUGCGGCGGAGGAGAGAGGCACCGUGCGCUGCGCUCCCAGGGUCUGGCUGGACCCAGCGGCCCCCACGGUUUCACCUUUAAACUAAAAUGAGUGGCUGUCGUGUCUUCGUUGGACGUUUGAGCCCACAUGCCCGGGAGCGGGAUGUGGAGAAAUUCUUCAAAGGAUAUGGACAUAUACGUGAAAUCAAUCUGAAAAAUGGUUUUGGGUUUGUGGAGUUUGAAGACCAUAGAGAUGCUGAUGAUGCAGUUUAUGAACUGAAUGGUAAAGAACUGUGCAAUGAAAGGGUUACAAUUGAACAUGCCAGGGCACGAAGAGGGGGAGGCAGAGGCAGAUUUCCACAGCGGUUCAAUUAUUACCAGUCACGUAGCAGUGGACCUAGCUGGUAUGGACCUCCUGUUCGUACUGAACACAGAAUUAUAGUUGAAAACCUUUCUUCACGGAUCAGCUGGCAGGACUUGAAAGAUGUCAUGAGAAAGGCAGGAGAGGUGACUUAUGUGGAUGCGCACAGAAACAACAGGAAUGAAGGUGUUGUGGAGUUUGCAUCAUAUGAUGAUAUGAAGAGUGCAUUGGACAAGUUGGAUGGCACUGAGCUCAAUGGGCGCAAAAUUAAAUUAAUUGAAGAUCGCAAAUCACACAGCAGGUCUCGUUCAAGAAGUUACUCAAGAUCUCGCAGCAAGUCCAAGUCUGCAAGAUCUUCCAGGUCAACCAGUAGGUCUCGCUCUCGCAGUCGUACGCCUGACAAAAAAUACUCUCAGAAGAGCCACCACUCUAGCGUGCAGCCUUCUUCUCCAUCUCCCCGUUCCUCCAAGAAAAAAUCUCGUUCUCGGUCGAGCUCUGCUGAGAGCCGUAGUUAGUGUAUUCCAAAAGAUGUGCCAGUGUGUUUAAUUUCUGAGUCAUAUUUCCCUAAAAGCUUGAGACAAAUUACAAACAAGGGGGGUGGGGGGGAAGAGUUAACAUGAUGAGGGGCUAACCACCUUUUUCAUUACCAAAAUGCAUGUCAUCAAAUAGGCUGCAGCACAUAUAACAGGCCUUCUCUGUCUCUGUGAGGAGUGAAGUUGUGGGAGGGGAGGUGGGGGCGGGGUUGCCAAUUGACAAAACAAAAUAUUGUAUUAUUAGUAAACAAUAUUUCUCACCUAGUUGCACCACGUACACAUAAUGUUAGGUUUCAGGUUGAGGCCAUACAUUGCAUUUUUUUCAGAACAGCAUAUUUGUAUUAGCUUUUGUUGAUACUGAAUCUAUAGAACCUGAAGUGUAGAUUUUAUUCAUUAGUCAGACUCCUAUGGCUGUAUUUUUUUUUGUAAGUAGAUAACUGAAUUCUUUUAGUGGCUUAAUAUUUGGUUCACCCCCAUUGCUGGGCUGAACUGGCUAUUAAAUUCCAGCUUUAAGAGGUCUCAGAUAACAUUUGCAGUAUAUAGGUGUUCUUUACUACUUGUCAGCACACUACUGGCUGUUUAGGUAGUUAGUGAAUCAAUAUGUUAACCCCUUGGUGAAGGAGUAAGGAUUUCCUGUUACAGUGGGACAUACCAUGACCAGAUGACAAAGGAUUAUCAGGAUUUUCUUUCCAGUUAGUGAGAUUUCCAAUAUGAUGGUGUAGGAAAGAGUGAGGAGGCCCUCAUUUGACAGAUGAAUCCAUUAGAGAAAUUGCAUCAGAUACACAAGUCUCUCUAUGUAUUUCCUGGUUUUUAAUAUGUUUAUAAAGGCAGCAUAGCUUUCAUAUCCACAACAAGAAUAUGAUGCUAAAUACCAUGAACAGGUGUGACUAGUGAUCAUCAAAAUGGCUGAUGAAGGGGAAGUUUAUUUUAGAACAUGACAGCAGCAAAAAUUCCCAGUAAAAGUUUAGUUAAGGUUAUGACAGGAAAAUUUGGUAAUGUCUGAGAGUAAAGAGAGGAUAUCUUCUUUAAAUUUACUGAAUGUGCAAUAGUUUUGAUUAAUAGGUAUUUCUACUGCAGAUAGUAUUGUAGGUUCUUUUAGUUUAUUGUGAUUAGUAUUUUUCUGGCUUUUGAAUAGUUAAAAGAAGGGGAAUCUUGUUGGAAAAAGUUUGUAAAUCAAACCCCAAGGCAUACUUAUGUUAAAUGUACCAGUCUUAGUACAAUAAACAAGUGUCUUUACCUGCUUA